Molecule: messenger RNA, 3437 nt
Organism: Jaculus jaculus (lesser Egyptian jerboa)
Lineage: Eukaryota; Metazoa; Chordata; Mammalia; Rodentia; Dipodidae
Gene: Mlst8
Product: MTOR associated protein, LST8 homolog
Exons: 9
Coding region: 171-1151 (326 amino acids)
Biological process (GO): TOR signaling; regulation of actin cytoskeleton organization
Cellular component (GO): TORC1 complex; TORC2 complex
Molecular function (GO): protein binding
Source: RefSeq, a predicted model, not a curated record
UGGGCCCAGGCCGAGUGCAGAGUGCGUGGAAGGUACGGCGGCCGCGCUACGAGGGCCGGGACCCUGUGGCUGGGUGGCUAGGAGGGCGCAGCCGAGGCAGGCGUGCCAGCAGGACAGAGCCGGCACGCUCUUGGCUCUGUCCUGGCCUCAUUCUUCCCAGCAGUCACACCAUGAACACCUCCCCAGGCACAGUGGGCAGUGACCCCGUGAUAUUGGCAACCGCAGGCUAUGACCACACUGUGCGCUUCUGGCAGGCCCACAGUGGAAUCUGCACACGCACCGUGCAGCACCAGGAUUCCCAGGUGAAUGCACUGGAGAUCACGCCAGACCGUAGCAUGAUUGCCGCUGCAGGUUACCAACAUAUCCGUAUGUAUGAUCUCAACUCUAACAAUCCCAACCCCAUCAUCAGCUACGACGGAGUCAAUAAGAACAUUGCAUCCGUGGGCUUUCAUGAAGAUGGCCGUUGGAUGUACACAGGCGGGGAGGACUGCACAGCCCGCAUCUGGGACCUCAGGUCCCGGAACUUACAGUGUCAGCGCAUCUUCCAGGUGAACGCACCCAUUAACUGUGUGUGCCUGCACCCUAACCAGGCAGAGCUCAUUGUGGGUGACCAGAGUGGUGCUAUCCACAUCUGGGAUCUGAAGACAGACCACAAUGAACAGCUGAUCCCUGAGCCUGAGGUCUCUAUCACAUCGGCCCACAUCGACCCUGAUGCAAGUUACAUGGCGGCUGUCAAUAGCACUGGCAACUGCUAUGUCUGGAACCUGACUGGGGGCGUUGGUGAUGAGGUGACCCAGCUUAUCCCCAAGACCAAGAUCCCAGCCCACACACGCUAUGCCCUACAGUGCCGCUUCAGCCCAGAUUCCACGCUCCUUGCCACCUGUUCAGCUGAUCAGACAUGCAAGAUUUGGAGGACGUCCAACUUCUCCCUGAUGACAGAGCUCAGCAUCAAAAGUAGCAACCCCGGAGAGUCAUCCCGUGGCUGGAUGUGGGGCUGUGCCUUCUCCGGGGACUCCCAGUACAUCGUCACAGCUUCCUCUGACAACCUGGCUCGGCUCUGGUGUGUGGAAACUGGAGAGAUCAAGAGAGAGUAUGGUGGCCACCAGAAAGCUGUUGUCUGCUUGGCCUUCAACGACAGUGUGCUGGGCUAGCCUCUGCCCCAUGGGACUGCAAGCAGCUCUUGGGCAGUCAGGACUACCUGGCACAAUGGCUUUAAGUAGACAUCUCUACCCAGCACCCUGGCCUAGUUAGACCGUCAGGUCACCCUCUGCCCACCAUGCCAGCUGGACCCAACCAGGCUACCCUGGACCCCUCUUGGCCAGCAGAGGCCUGUCAUGCUGCUCCACCCUGGUUCUCUCAAUGCCCAGCUGCUUGUUAGGAGACCCACGGAGCCAGGCUAUGUGUGCCUGGGCUGGGAGAGGCUGUUCUUUCUUUGGAGACACUGGACCUACGAGGCUUGCAGCUGCUGAGGGAAUCUGAGCACACAUGCAAGUCAUGCUCCCCUUGUACCCCAUUUCAGGUCCCAAGGCCCCCAGAGACCAUGACCACGGCCAGGUGGAGGGGUUUAUUAGUUUCUGCAAAUAGUUGCCCUCCAUGGUGCUGAGUGAUCUGGCCAGCCCAUUGACCUGUAGAAACAAGGCUGGCCUGAGGGAUAAAGGACCAGACAGGGAACUUAGUCUGGGAGGUAAUAAAAGCAGACGGAUACGCAGAUAUUACUUGGGAAACAGAUGUCGAUGCAGAGAUAGAUCAGCCGUUGCCUCUGGGGUCCUGGGGGAAUAGAAUUUGUGAAUCACAAAGGACUCCCACCCAGCUUCCUAGGACUAUCCUGCAGGAGUCACAGGCUUCUCCACACUCACCCUCUGCUCGCCGGGCCCAGUAAAUGGGAGUCUUUGCACAAAGGCGCUGCACUGAAGCCCCCACCUGGGCAGGAUCCACAGCAUGGCCCCCAAGCACUGCCAGCAGCUCCUGGGCAUGGUGGGUGUCGUGGCCAAGUAUGUGGGACCCUUGGGCCUGUGGAAAGGCUCUGGUAGGCCACUGAGUUGUGCGCUCCCAUUUCUGGCUGGGUAGGCACUUUCAUCCCACCCCCACCUGACCUCCUCUUCAUCUGCUCUUGUCAGCAACCUCAGCUGGGGAAGAUAGAGCUUUCUGUCCCCUGAAACCAGAGCCUUGGCUGGGCCCUGCUGGGCUGCACACAGGAUCUUUUGUCUGGACCCGGCCUGAGGGACCAAGCCAGGCAAGGCUGCUCACCCUGGAAGUGUUCACCAGCAGCCGCAGGGUCUCCCAAUCUUGGGCCUCCAUCAGUUGGAGAAAGCAGGCCUUGUGCUCUGCGGGACGGUAACAGAUGCAGCCCUGGGGAGGCAGGUGGGUGAGGCAGGGCAGAGCUCUCCCUGACACCUACCCUUUGCCCCCAUCUCGGUCCACUCACACUCUGGCCAUCAAAUAGCACGGCCCAGCUGUGAUUGCUCUGCAGUGGAGUCACCAUGAUGGUCACCAUGUUCUGGGACAUGUCUACCAGGGUGGUUUGGUUGGGCCAGGGAAGCCGGGGGCUUGGGACCGUCAGUCGGAGCAUCUGUAACCAUGGCUGGGGGGCAGGGGGAAGAGGGUUGGCUUCGGCAUUUACUCAUCAUCUAAGUGGGGCUCCCCCCCCCCCCCGCAUUCUUUGGCCUGUGUGUAGACCUCUAAGGCUGGCCUCUCCAUGUCCCUAGGCCUGGGCGGCUCACCUUGGGAGGGCUGUGUGCAAAGCCCAGCACCCCUCCAGCCACAGCCCCUGCAGUGACCAAUGCCAGCAGCAGCAGCAGGCCUGCAGCUCUCCAGCCCCUGGGACAGGUUUCGGUCUUCACCUGGGGGCACAUUACUGUCAGCUGGGCCACUGGGGACAGGCACUCGAAGGAAGGGGUUGAGGCACGGUGGCUCUUGGUACUCCUGUCCUAGUCCCAUAGCAUCCGUGUUCUUACCCUGGGGCAGUAGAGGUACUCACCUCAGCAGGCCAGGGCCUGGGGCUCUCGGUGUGGCUGUGUCCUUGCUCCAUGCUGCAGACCCUGCUAGACAGUGUGCUCAUUGUCUGCCCUUUGAGUCAGCCAGAGAAACCUCAGGCCCUGUGAUGAGCCAAACAACUACCCUCCCCUCUGGACCCCACUGCUGGCUUCCUAGCCAGUAUCUGAUAUCCAAGUCAGAGCCAGGACAGCCCCCUCCCCCACCGUAAUUGUUAGUCACCAGGUGUGGCUCUGGAAACUUGGGUUUGUGCAAAAAGGAAAGCAUGGGGUCUGGGUGAGAGGGAGAAUGAAGAGGCGGUGGGAGGCCAGUCCGCAGGCUGGCUGGGGGACAACCCAUCAGAUGAUCUUGCCUAGUUGGGGCAGAUUGUUGUUUUUUAAAGAAUGUUACCUCCGGACUCAGCAAACUUGGCACAGGGAGCCAUUAAUAAAAGCCUGUUUAAAGAA